This is a messenger RNA of Brienomyrus brachyistius, 4556 nucleotides long. RefSeq names its product RAS p21 protein activator (GTPase activating protein) 1a (gene rasa1a). Lineage: Eukaryota; Metazoa; Chordata; Actinopteri; Osteoglossiformes; Mormyridae. Gene Ontology annotation, molecular function: protein binding. The record is from RefSeq and is a predicted model, not a curated record. The transcript is spliced from 25 exons. Gene Ontology annotation, biological process: regulation of GTPase activity. The coding region runs from base 684 to 3791 and encodes 1035 amino acids.
UUCGGUGACUCGGUGCUCUUCUGGCUUGGUCUGCGCGAGAGCGAGCACGCGCUCCAGAAGGAAUGGAGGCAGGACAGUGAGCGACAGCCUCAACGAUCCUGUAUCAGCUUUGAAACCGUGAGAGAAGUUACCCAGGAAAACAAACAUUGCACUUUUCCUAUUCGGAAGUUCGCUGAGGAGAAAUUCACUGCACUGGAGAUAUUUGCCCGGAGAGCGAGACUCUAUCAAACAGAAAUGUAGACCUUUUGGAACUCUGUGGAAACAAACAAAAAGGAGCCCACGCUGACAAUAAACAACACACUCCCCGACAAGUGGACUUCUGCUAAGUGAAGUAGGCAAAGGGAAAAAAGGUGGAAAAGAACUCGUUAGUUGGCGUACUUCAUACGCACCGCGUGUAUCAGAGUUCACCGUGUUAGUUUUCACAAACUUUUAACAAAAGACAAACAAUGAAAACUUGAAACUUUAAGUAUAUCGUCGUUAGCUAGCUAGCUAACGCAAGCUAGCUGCGAUUUUUUUUCCAGUGUGAGGGCUGCGCAUUGUCAUGCUGGAUAACUAACGUGUCUUGUUUUUUCAAGUCGAACUUUUUUUUUUCGUCUUUUCUAUUCGAGAGUGUUUCAGGACUGGUGGGGAAAGGAAAGACUCCUGGACUUUCCCCUAAUAAAUAUAUAUAUAUAUAUUUGUAAAUGAUGGCCACGGAGGUCAGCAGUGAGGAUACGGGUUCUGUUUCGACGGGGACAGGGGGUACAGGCGGCGGAGGCCCCGAGAUGGGCCGUUUCUCAUUUUAUCCCAAGCAAAAGGGGCGAAUCAGCGAUACGGGCCCUGGAGGAGGUCAGAACAUCCGCCACCCAUCCAGCACCUCCCCAGAUACCGACCCUGAAAUGAUAUUGUAUCCUGUUGCUGGAGGGGACAUACCAGGUUCGGUGUUCUCCUCUGGGAGUGGCAGUGAGUCCGGCACGGGAGCUGGAAGCGGAGCUUUCCAUAACCUCCCUUCAGAGGGACAAGGUAGCCGGAUGUCACCCACCUCAGCGACUCCGGAGGGGCCCGCUGGCUUUGGUCCCUUGCCACCUCCGCCUCCUGCCUCCGGGGCCACAGGCACGGCGGAUGAAAACGAUAUGUUGGAUGGGCCGGAAUACGAAGAGGAGGAGGUAGCAUUCCCGCUCACAGCACCGCCCACGAACCAGUGGUACCAUGGUAAGUUGGACAGGACUAUAGCAGAGGAGCGACUACGGCAGGCCAAGACGCCAGGGAGCUACCUCAUAAGGGAGAGUGACCGUCGACCUGGCUCCUUUGUGCUCUCCUUCCUCAGCAUGACCGGUGUUGUCAACCAUUUCAGGAUAAUUGCAAUGUGUGGUGACUAUUAUAUUGGAGGCCGCAGGUUCUCGUCCUUGUCAGACUUGAUUGGCUAUUACAGCUAUGUAUCUUGUCUGCUAAAAGGGGAAAAGCUGCUUUCCCCAGUGGCUCCUCCAGAGCCUGUGGAAGACAGGAGAAGAGUGCGAGCUAUCCUUCCCUACACCAAAGUGCCAGAGACUGAUGAAAUCAGUUUUCUUAAAGGGGACAUGUUUAUUGUUCACAAUGAACUUGAUGAUGGAUGGAUGUGGGUGACCAAUGUUAGAACCGAUGAACAGGGCCUGAUUGUUGAGGACCUUGUUGAGGAAGUGGGGCGAGAAGAAGAUCCUCAUGAGGGCAAAGUUUGGUAUCACGGGAAGAUCAGCAAACAGGAAGCAUGCAACCUGCUGAUGACAGUCGGGGAAGUGUGUAGCUUCUUGGUCAGACCUUCAGACAACACACCUGGAGAUUACUCACUCUUUUUUCGCACCAAUGAAAGCAUCCAAAGGUUUAAAAUAUGCCCAACUCCAAACAACCAGUUCAUGAUGGGAGGGAGGUACUACAACAGUGUUGAUGACAUCAUUGAGCAUUACAAAAAAGAGCAAAUUGUGGAAGGGUACACCCUGAAAGAUCCAGUAUCAGUUCAGAACCAGGAACAAGUACUCACUGACAUGGUGGAUGGCCGAGAAAUCUAUAACACAAUUCGCAGAAAGACAAAAGAUGCCUUCUAUAAAAACAUUGUCAAGAAAGACUACCUCCAAUUCAAUAAAGGCAAAGGCAAGCGAUGGAAGAACCUCUUCUUUAUCUUGGAGGGGAACGAUGCCCAGCUUAUCUACUUUGAGAGUGAGAAACGAGCCACCAAGCCCAAGGGUUUAAUAGACUUAAGCGUGUGUUCUGUAUAUGGAGUACAUGACAGUCUGUUUGGCAGGCCAAACUGUUUCCAGGUUGUAGUUCAGCACUUUAGCGAGGAGCAGUACAUCUUCUACUUUGCAGGUGUUACUCCCGAACAGACACAGGAUUGGAUGAAAUGCCUUCAGGUCUUCUGCAGCCAUCUGCGGAAACCAAUACAACCUACUGCCAACAAACGGCUGCGCCAGGUCAGCAGUUUGAUGCUUUAUGUAGAAGAGGCCCAUAAGCUACCGGUCAAACAUUUUACAAAUCCCUACUGCAAUAUCUAUUUGAACAGUGUGCAAGUAGCAAAGACCCAUGCCAGAGAAGGACAGAACCCUGUCUUUACAGAGGAGUUUAUUUUUGAUGAUUUGUCCAGUGAAAUCAACAGAUUUGAAAUAAGCCUCAGCAAUAAGACGAAAAAGAGCAAAGAAAGUGACAUAUUGUUCAUGCGUUGCCAGCUCAGCCGGCUUCAGAAGGGCCAAAUGAUCGACGAGUGGUUCCCUCUCAGCUCUCAUAUUCCCCUCAAAGGAAUUGAACCUGGCUCCCUUCGAGUAAGGGCUCGCUAUUCUGUGGAGAAAAUAAUGCCAGAGGAGGAAUAUAAUGAAUUCAAGGAGCUCAUCCUGCUGAAAGAGCUCCACGUAAUCUAUGCAUUGGCCCAUGUCUGCGGGCAGGAUCGAAGUCUUCUGGCUAGUAUUCUGCUGAGGAUAUUCAGGCAUGAAAGGGUGGAAGCACAUCUUCUCAGAACACUAAAUGACAGGGAAAUAAGCAUGGAAGAUGAAGCUACGACACUGUUCCGUGCAACUACCCUGGCAAGCACACUCAUGGAGCAAUACAUGAAAGCUACAGCCACACCAUUUGUCCACCAUGCUCUCAAAGACACAAUUUUAAAGAUAAUGGAGAGCAAGCAGUCUUGUGAGCUGAACCCUUCUAAACUGGAGAAGAAUGAAGAUGUCAGCUUGAAUCUGCAACAUCUCCUGAACAUUCUGUCAGAGCUGGUGGAAAAAAUAUUUAUGGCAGCUGAAAUCCUUCCACCGACACUGAGAUUCAUUUAUGGAUGUCUACAGAAAUCUGUGAAAGAGAAGUGGCCAACAAAUACAACAAUGAGGACCAGGGUUGUGAGUGGGUUUGUCUUUCUGCGAUUAAUUUGCCCUGCAAUUCUAAAUCCAAGAAUGUUCAACAUAAUUGCUGAUCCACCCUCCCCUACUGCUGGCCGGACCCUCACUCUGGUUGCUAAGUCUGUUCAAAACUUGGCAAAUCUGGUUGAAUUUGGAGCCAAGGAACCAUAUAUGGAGGGGGUAAAUCCAUUCAUCAAGAACAACAAGCAUCGGAUGAUCAUGUUUCUAGAUGAACUGGGGAACGUCCCUGACCUCCCGGAUGCUACAGAGCACUUUAGGGCUGACCUGUCCCGAGACCUUGCUGCUUUGCACGAGAUCUGUGGGACACAUUCAAAUGAGCUUCGAACGCUGAGUAAUGAGAGAGGGGUGCAGCAGCAUGUGUUGAAAAAGCUUCUGGCAAUCACUGAGCUCUUGCAGCAGAAACAAGUUCAAUAUUCAAUGUCCAACAGCAUCAGGUAGUAACCGUUCUGAGGAGUUGCAUCUGGGACCGAGCAUGCUCUACCCUCAUCACCUUGGCAACCCAAGCUGCAUUACUUGCCCAUUCUUCCUCUGGCACACGAAUGCUGUGCCCUGUGCCACAUGAGCUAUGCAGCAAGUGACAGAUCCAGGAAAGCCUUGCUUUUUUUCCCUUGCUCCCAUUGACUUUUACAGCUGAAUGUGCAGGAAUUGUUUUGUAUUAUGUAACCCUGUUGAUUUGUUGCUUGGGUACACAUCUCUUUAAAAAGAGGAGUAAUAAAGCUUAGUACACCUAAGACUUGAGUAUUUUCAACAAAUGUUGCCAAAGUGUAAUACCAUCUGCUCAAGAGGAAUUUUAGCUGACAGGAUGCUACCGUGAGCUUUUUUCUUAACUGGAUUAUGAGUUAUAAUGGUUUUUAUACUGUAAUUUGUGAUUGAUUUAUUUUAUGACAUACACAAUAGUGCAUUCUGAAAUUAGAGGUUUCCUAUCUAAUAGUCAUAUUUUUUUGUUUUUGACUAAUUUAGACGGGAAAGAUUUUGUGCAUUUUAUAUUGCAAAACUUGCUGGAAUCAUAAGUAUGAAACUUUUGUCCCCCGAACUUUUUCCACAGUUUUGUUUGGUUCAGUCUCCCUUGAACGUUGUCAAUGCCAGAGAAACAUAAUCAAGAGAAAUAAAAAAAAAAAACUUUGUACACUGUUUACAGCCAUAACUUCUGAAUGAACAUUGUAUCAGAAAUUUGUGCACUUAUUAAAACAGCUUUGUAAGUUA